Molecule: messenger RNA, 699 nt
Organism: Fusarium proliferatum ET1
Lineage: Eukaryota; Fungi; Ascomycota; Sordariomycetes; Hypocreales; Nectriaceae
Exons: 3
Coding region: 1-699 (232 amino acids)
Source: RefSeq, a predicted model, not a curated record
AUGGCUGUAAUGGUGAUUCUCAAUCCUUGCCUGGCUCUUUCGCGAGUGUAUGAAACGGAUUUCCAAUCAGCAGUUUUAAUUGAAGGAAUAGGAGUUGUGGCUCAGUGUGAGAUUGUUUUGAUGCUGGUUUUAUAUUUGUGGAAAGAAUUGGUAGUGUCAGCCUACGCGUGGCUUGGAUCGCUCCCCUUCCUGCAUAUUGUUUGUCUGGAGAAACCUCAUGACAUUGUCGUCAUGCGGCGAUCCUACGGCCGGGGUUCGGAGUACGUGAUCGGCCAGGCAGCAAAAACGGGGCCGAGAUCUUCGGAGCCGGGCCCGGUAAAGGAUCAAACUAAGCAAUUACAUCCCCUGGCUGUGUCGAGGCUGAGCAAUGAGCUUAACAGUUCUCUAUGCGUAUCAGGUGUUGAAAUGGAGACAGAGAUUAGCGGUCUGCCUUGUGGAGUUGAGCCUGUUCUGAGGCUCAGUUGCUUCGGUCUAACAGAUGAAGGCCAUCAAUUGAGGCUAACAAUUAAAGACCUGGGUCUUGCCCAAGCGCCAGGUGGACGGUCCGCGGUAAAAGCUAAAGCUACGGCUUCUCGCUUCCGGCCAUUUCCAGAUACAGCAGAUGCCAUCCCGGCAUCGCCAAGCCGAAGGGUGACAAACAAUGACAAGUGGAUGGACAUUGACAUUGACUUGAACAAUUCCAAGAGGCAGUGCAACUGA